Molecule: messenger RNA, 3537 nt
Organism: Acomys russatus (golden spiny mouse)
Lineage: Eukaryota; Metazoa; Chordata; Mammalia; Rodentia; Muridae
Gene: Ttc34
Product: tetratricopeptide repeat domain 34
Exons: 8
Coding region: 94-3399 (1101 amino acids)
Molecular function (GO): protein binding
Source: RefSeq, a predicted model, not a curated record
GGUUCCACCCAGUGGGGUCUGCAGGGAUUCAGAGGACUUAGUGGCAGAAGCUUGGAGGUUGCUCUGAGGCCAGGCUCCAGGGCAGCCACACAAAUGAACGUGACACCUCAGACAGGAACUGUGACUCCCCUCCCACAGGUGCUCAUGAAGAGCGAACAUGGGCCAGCAGUGACUGAGGGCAUGACGUCAGCUCAGGGGCUCGUGGCCUGCCUCUGCCAGGAGGGAGACAGGCACCUGGCCCUGGGGGAGCUGCCCUUAGCCACAGCCUUCUACCUGGCUGCCUUCAGCUGCCACGCCCCCUCAGCCACGAGGCACGUGCGGGCUGUCUUGGAUGAGGCUCCAGGAGCGCCUGUGGUGGCCACCCUGGAGGCCUGGUGCCGUGGGGACAGCCAGAUCCCUGCUAUCCACUGGGAUGGCAUGGCGGUGGUCUCCCUGACUGGGCCACUGGCCUCUGCCUUCCUUGGCGCCGUCUGCCCAGAUCACCCUGCCACUAUCCUGUACCUUUUGGCUGGCAUGCUGGCCCACGGGCGCCACACGGAGGUGGUGCAGCGCUGCAACGCCCUGUUGGAUGCGCAUGCCAAACAGGCCCUGGAGCUGCAGCUGAUGCGUGCCCUGGCCUUGGUCCUGUCCGUGGACCAGGCCAGCGAAGGCGUAGCUGCCUAUCUUCAGAGUUUUGCCUCCAGUGCAGACCGGACAGUGGCCUUCAUCCAUAGCCACCAGCAGCCCUACCUCCCCAUGCUGCUUGGCACCCUCCACAACUACCUCUCAGGACACCUGAAGACCACAGGUAGCGCCAGCCAGCAAGAGACCAGCUGCCAGGGACUCCUGGAGGCCCUGGACCCCAGGGGCAGCUGGAUGGAUGCCAUGUCGCCUGAAGGCCUGCUUCACAGAGGCAGGUUUGAGGAUUGCCUGGCAGCAUGCAGCCGGGACCUUCAGCCUGACUCAAUGGGGUAUAGACCGCAAGGCGAGCACCUGGCAGCCCUGCUGGUCACCCGCGCAGCCGCCGCCUUCUUCCUCAAUGGCCCAGCGGGAGACACGCUACUGGACCUAGAGGAGGCCUUCCGUGAGAGUCCCUCCGGCGCGCGGAGGCAGUUCCAGGCCCUGCUAUCCGCUGAGGACCGCGAACGCGUGCAGGCUCAGGCGCAGGAGGCUGCGGACUCGGGCUUCGCCCGCUUCCUGGAGGCUGUGCGAAGCCGCCGCGAGCUGCGCGAGGACGCGGACCGCGAGCUCUUGGUUCCCGUGACCCACGCGCUCCGCGUCCUGUUCCGCGUGGCCCCCGCACGGACGCAAGCCGCUCUAGGGACCCGCCUGGCAGAGUGCCUGCUGCUGGCCGGGGACGUGGAGGGGGCUCGCGCGCAGUGUGAGCGCCUCCUACGGCCCAGGCGUCCGGGGGAGCGGGCGGGGGGCCGCGCCGGAGACCACGCGCCGCUGCUGGCACUGCGCGGCCUCUGCGCGCUGCACGCGGGCGAUGCGCGGCGCGCGCGCGAGGACUUCCAGGCGGUGCUGGAGCGCGGGUCGCCGCACGCGGGAGGCUGCGUGCGCGCGCUGUGCGGCCGUGGGCUGCUGCGGGUGCUGGCGGGCAGCGCCUUCCUGGGCGCGCUGGACUAUGUCACCGCCUGCCGGCUGCGGCCGGAGGAGGCGCUGCUGGCCGCCAAAGCCUACGUGCCCUGGAACCAGCGAGGACUGCUGCUGACAGUGCUGCGCGAGGAGGGCCGCAGGAUGCUGCUGCGCUCUCCAGGCUGCGUGAGGAAGGCUGCGCAGGGAGCCCGCCCUGCUCCACAGGCGCAGGAGGGGGAUGCCCACGGUGUGUACCAGCUGGCCAUGAUGUUAAUGGAGCUGGAUGCUGAGGAUGAGACUUCCUGCCUCUUGGCAGCUGACGCCCUGUACCGACUGGGCCGCCUGGAUGAUGCUCACAAGUCCCUGCUGGUGGCCCUGUCGCGGAGACCCCAGGCAACCCCUGUGCUGGUGCGGUUGGCCCUGCUUCAGCUGCGGAGAGGCUUCUGUUAUGAUGCCAACCAGCUAGUGAAGAAGGUAGCUCAGUCUGGGGACACGGCCUGUCUCCAGCACGCCCUGGACAUCUUCCAUCGGGAGGACCUGCAGCUGCUGCGAGACCACUGCCACAUGCGGGCGUUAAGCAUACUUCGGGCACGGCCAGGUGGGCCAGACAGUGAGGUCCACACGAGGGAAGCCAUCGCCUACCUCUCCUUGGCCAUCUUUGCUGCAGGAAGUGAAGCCAGUGAGUCCCUCCUUGUCCGAGCCCGCUGUUAUGGGCUCCUGGGUCAGAAGAAGACCGCCAUAUUUGACUUCAACUCUAUGCUCCGAGAGGAACCAAGGAACGUGCAAGCUCUGUGUGGACGAGCCCUUGUGCAUCUGGCCCUGGACCAGCUGCAGGAAGCUGUGGAUGACAUGGUCUCUGCCCUGAAGCUGGACCCAGGCACUGUGAUCCCUGAGAUCCACUCCCUGAAGCCAGAAGUUCAGUUGACCCUUACCCAUGGCCUCCAUACCCACUGCCGGGUCCUCCUGAAGCAGUGGCUGGACGCUGGACCCCCCCUCAGGGAGGAGGACACCCAGGGCCUCCUUGCCAUGGCGGAAGCUCUGAUUAGAAUCAACGCUGCACAGCCCAGUUGGCACCUGCUUCUCACAGACAUCCUCACAGGGCUGGGCAAGUAUCAGGAGGCUGGUACCCACCUGCAGGAAGCUCUACACCUCACCCCAUCAUCAGAGGCUGCCCAGGCCAGGCGAGGCCUGCUCCAGCUUAAAAUGGGGCAGGUGUCAGCUGCUGCCCGUGACUUGCAGCGCCUGGCGGAGACAGACACUCAGGACCUCAGUUUCCUGCUGCGUCUCCUUGAACCCCCAGAACAGCAGAGUCUCAUACAGGCCGCUGCCAAGGAAGCAAGCAACCUCUUGGAUUUAGGACAUCCGGGGCAGGCCCUGGGCUACUGUUCUUUGGCCAUCCUGGCCAGUGGCAACAGUCCUCAUCACCUGCGUCUCCGAACGGCCUGCCUGACUCAGCUGCGGGACUAUGACCGGGCACUCAGGGACCUGGACCGUGUGCUGCAGGAGGGCGACAGUGACCUGCCAGGGAGGACUGAAGAUUUCUGCUCCCGGGGUCGCCUGCUGCUGAGCCUGGGGGAUAACAGUGGAGCUGCAGGGGCCUUCACCCAGGCCUUGGCCCUGGCACCGGCCCAGGCUCAACGCAGCCUGUCAGAGCAGCCAGGCCGGGCCACCACAGCUGACGUGUUCCUGAUCCAUGGGCAGCAGUGUCUAGAGGACCAGCACUAUGAGGAGGCCUGGACGGCCAUCCAGACUGGCCUAACAGUGGAUCCCGGCCACGGUGGGCUGAGGAAGCUGAAGAUGAGGGCUCGCAAGGAGGCGUCCUCGGGCUGCAGACUACACUGACCAGGAGCUGAGCCACUGGACUCCCCCCACUGUCACCCAACUUCACACCCUGGGCGCACCUGACUCCCCAGAUCCAAGAGCUGUUCUGUCCAUUGGCCACCCUCCCCUGCCCUUUUGCCACAGGGUAAAGGAGAAAGU